This is a messenger RNA of Colletotrichum lupini, 1548 nucleotides long. RefSeq lists its product as uncharacterized. The transcript has 15 exons. The record is from RefSeq and is a predicted model, not a curated record. Bases 1 to 1548 code for a protein of 515 amino acids. NCBI's taxonomy places the organism in Eukaryota, Fungi, Ascomycota, Sordariomycetes, Glomerellales, Glomerellaceae.
AUGCCAUUGGAAUGCAACGUCAGCCAAGCUGGAUUCAAGGCAAGGGCCGAUCAUAGCCCGAAGAGGGAUGUAUCCGCAGGCGAGAAGGCGUACUCCACUGGGCCGUGCGGUCCAGAUGUGCCGUCCACUAGAUGCCGUAAUGCAGCCAAUUUGUGUUGGUUGAUCAACAGACUUCAUCCGGGCAUGUGGGAGUUUAGCGUGAUCGCAGCUGAAAGCAUCAUUGCAAAAAUGGCGGCGAUGAACAGCUCGAAUUCGUGGCUCAAUGAUAAUGAGGCGAAGGCCCAAUAUCGAAAUUCGAGAUACAGCGUUCUACCUAGCCGUGCCAGUUCGAGAAGAAAGUCGGUCAAGCAAGGUGAAGGAGAUGAAGGGACGCCAUAUUUAGUACGCGGACCCAAGGAUCGGGGAAUCUUCCUUGAUAUCAUCCCACGGCCCACCGACUGGCCGAGGCAAAAGCGGAGCAAAGCAACCAUCAAACGAGGGCUGCCAUCCGAUAUUCAAGAGAGUGAAAACCCACAAAAGUCGAGCAUUAGCAAAAUAAACCCGUUUUCAAAGCUGGCUGGGGAAGCCAGCUUUGAAAAUAUUUUGGGCUACGACCUGUUAUGUUUGUGCAACUUCGCCUUAUGGAAUGGUCCUCAAACCAUGACCUGGGAAACACAAGUUGACAAGACAGGGCAUCCACAUCCAAAAACCGUGCCGCUUUUUCUUGGUAACUCCACCGGGGCGAACCCCUUCACUAAUACGGAGUACAGAUUCGAAUACGACGCCCGACCACUACGCCGUGGAAACCAGCCCUCGACACGUUUUUUCUGCCCUUUGAAGCUGGGAGUUGGAGCCCUCCAAUCCCGAAAGGUCUGCGUAAACGGGUGUGGAAAACUUGGAAGUGCUCGGCAACUUGACGGGUUUAACGCGCCGCGUGGCCAGAUGAACAAAGACAAAGAAGACCGGCGGCACUUAGGAAUAUUCAGGAAGGAAAAAAAUAUUGACUUGGAGAAAAGCCGCUGGUCUAAAGAAUUCGAUGCAACGGUGCAGGAGAUCUUUGCCAAUCACGCCCCCAAGAGCGACCAGCGCCAUCAAGAUCUCGGCGGCUUGAGCCCCCGUUGCAGUCCACUUCGAGCCCACCUUGUCCCGAUCAAGGGCCUGUUCCUGGAUGUCAAGCAGGGGGUGGGCUUACACACAUGCGACCUCCGCUUCAUUGGCCUCGGGACGACGACACCUUUGCGCGGAGUGUACCUGAGCCGCCAGCCAACCGCCGUGCCGUUCCUGGCAUUCCAUGAACGAAUGCGGACUUACGCAUAUGUCAAUGCACAAACCCUUGAUAUAUCUCCAGAACCGGCAGAAGCCCCUGAACGAACCAGUGCUCCCGGUACUGCUCACCAAGGCUCUGUCGCCCGUCUCUCCGCGGGUGAAUCGAAUGGCCAGGAGCGAAUCUGGGUCGACCGUCUUUUUCGGGUCGGUAUAAGACUCAUGGUAACCCCAUGGGAGCAAGCGCCUUGCGCAUCUAGGCCCUCCCUCUCACCUUCUUUCAAGAUUCCUGUUCUGGUUUCUUAA